Messenger RNA from Drosophila sechellia, 3598 nucleotides. It is a transcript of the gene BOD1, whose product is annotated as Biorientation Defective 1. The record is from RefSeq and is a predicted model, not a curated record. Gene Ontology annotation, cellular component: Set1C/COMPASS complex. Bases 118 to 3534 code for a protein of 1138 amino acids. Gene Ontology annotation, biological process: replication fork processing. Lineage: Eukaryota; Metazoa; Arthropoda; Insecta; Diptera; Drosophilidae. The transcript has 4 exons.
CAUAUGUACAUACAUGUAAACGCAUGUAAAGACAAACUCGACGUUUAUCCUGGAUUUCCUCGACACUCACGGGUGUCGCGGCAAGCAACAGCACACGAAUAGCAAGGGCCAAGGGGCAUGGACGACUUUAUCAAGACGCUGAUUGCCGAGGUGAAGUCGCAGGGCGUCUUCGACGAAUUCCGCUUCAACUGCUGCCUGGCGGACGUGGACACGAAGCCCGCCUACCAGAAUGUGCGCACACAGGUGGAGACGGCGGUCAACGAUUUCCUGGCCAAGCAGCAAUGGACGCCCGAGACCAACAAGGUCCAGCUGCGAGAGAGGCUGCGCAAGCACCUUAUGGACUCCGAUGUCCUGGACAAGGGAGUGGACCAAAUCGUGGACCAGGUGGUCAAUCCCAAGGUGGCCACCAUAUUCGAGCCAAAGAUCGAGAGCAUUGUCUACAAGUACCUGGGCAUCACACCACCUGCGCGACCCUCUAUGCUGUCAGCUCCGCCUUUGCCGCCAUUUGGUGGCCACUUGAACGGCAGCAGCCUGCUCAAUGUGGAGACCACGGCUGGGCUGCUGCCCACGGACCUGGAGCAAAUAAGUCCGGACUCCGAUCGGGCUACCGUCAAGUCGGAGUCGAGGGACGACGAACUUCCGCCCGGUGUCGACGACGAGGACACUUCGCCCUCCUACGAGCUAGUGCGCGAGCGGAAAACACUUGCCAUCAAGGAGGAGCUGAACAACGUCUCGUUGAACAACUCGGAUUCGGUGAAUGGCGUCUCACAGGCGUCGCAACUCUCGCAGGUGUCCAGUGACAGCCGCCUGACCAUCGCGUCGUCCGCGGAGUCCAUGGUUGAUGGCCAGCAGCGCACGGCAGCUCACAACAGUGGGGAGCCAGAGAACAUUUGCGAGGAGGCGCAAAUGCCAAAGUUCAGCGAAAACUCUUGGGAUGCUAGUGCGGGUACAGGCCGAAGUGUAGGUCGACAGCUCCACUUCGACAUCAAACAGGAUGCCAUUACCUUCGAAGGUACUGAGCGAAAGAACUCUGUGUCGGAGGAGACCACUAGCACAGGCCUCCAAAUUCUUUCCAUCGAGGAUGAGAUCAUGUCGGAGGUGAAGGCGAACAUAGACGACGCCAACAAUGCCAGUAUUGAGUCUAUUGCACCGGAGACUGCACAAGUGCCAGCACCGCCACAAGUUGAUCCGCCUCCUCCUCCGCCGCCAGCCUCGCCAAAAGUAGAUCCUCCUCCGCCGGCCCCACCAGGAGUUGAGUCGCCGCCAGCGCCCCAACCACCAGCUUCACCUCAUUUCGAUCCACCUCCCCCACCAGCACCACAUGCAGUUGAGCCACCUCCUCCACCACCACCACCAACUGUUGAGCCACCGCCACCACCAGCACCACCAACAGUUGAGCCACCGCCACCACCACCACCAGCACCACCUACAGUUGAACCACCACCACCACCAGCACCACCUAAAGUUCAGCCACCUCCUCCGCCGGCACCAGCUGAAGUUGAACCACCUCCUCCACCGGCACCAGCUGAAGUUGAACCACCUCCUCCUCCAGCACCACCGAAAGUCGAGCUUCCUCCUCCGCCAGCCCCACCAAAAGCUGAGCCACCUUCAACGCCCCGAAGGGCGGAAGGUAGUAAUGGAUCCAUCACAGAGCUGGCCGCGACACCCAAAGCGACGGAAACUCGGGAUAAACUACACAAUUUAUACACGGAAGUCAAAGAAGAUGAACAACCAGCAACAACUGAUGACAAGCAAGAUAAACCCCCAGAGCUUGGACUGGACGCACCGAAAGACGCUGUUAGCACAGCGUCUGAGUCCACGGCGUCGCCAGCAUCCACGUCCUCGCAAUCAAAAAGCCAUUCGAAGUCUAAGGAAAAGGAUCGGCGACACCACAGCCACUCAGAUGACAAACAGCGGCGAAGGAGCAGAGAUCGGGACCGCGAUCGUAGUCGCGACAAAUCCCACAGCAAGCAUUCCUCGAGUUCCAGCUCGAAGCACUCCUCGUCGAACUCCUCCAGCUCGAAACAUAAGAGUAGCAGCUCCAAGAACAAUAAGAGCUCCUCAAGUUCAUCUAGCCGGAGUAAUCGGGAGUCGUCCUCAUCCAAGCGAUCGGGAACCACUUCUUCAUCACGCCACGAAUCCUCCUCACACAAAAAACACAAGUCCAGUUCGUCAUCCUCGCGAUCGGAACGAGACAAAGACAGGGAGAAGGACAAGGAAAGGGAAAAGGACAGUCAAAGUCGCAGCCACCACAGCAGUAGCAGUUCCUCGUCGUCGUCGAGGAGGAAAGAUCACGACCGGGGCCGCGAUCGUGAUCGUAACAAAUCGAACACUUCUGGGAGUGCGGAGAACAAGGCGAUUCACGAUGAUCACAGCGAGAGCAAAGAAAAGUAUAAGCAGCGUCGUGGUUCCGACUCAAACGACGAGGGGAAGCCUCCCAGUUCUGGUGGUCCGGCCAAGAACUCUCAGCCAGAGGAUUCAGCAGCUCCAGUGAAAUCAGAUGCGCCCGUAGAGAAUGGUAACGGCACGAAUGGAAACUCUAACGGCAGCACCAAUGGUGCUUGCGACAGUGCCAGUGGCGUUGUCAUCGUGAGCGACAUCCUGCAGCAAUCGACGAGCAGUUUUGUAGAACUGACCGCAAGAUCCCAAUCAUAUGACAGAGCGGAGAGCAGUAAGCAUGAACCCGAAGAUAUUGACGGAAAAGGGGCGGAUAAUCAGCCGGAAAAACCGGAAUUGGAGGCGAGGCAAGACGAGUGUGCUUCGCAGAAUGAAGUGCCAACUGUAGAACCUCAAACCUCAGCUGACUCCGUUCCUGAUUUGCCAGCCAAGAAGAGCAUGGAUACAUUGGAGGACGAAAAAGUGGAGACCAAUGUCGAAGAGAAUAAACCAGAAGAGGAGAGCAAACCGGAAAAUCCUCCCGAAGAGUGCGUCGACGAACCUGCUCAAGUCGGAGAUGUGGAGGAUCCACCGAAAGAUGCUGACAAACCCGCCACACCAGUCCCAAUCUCGAAUGAGCAAAGCGACGAAUUUAGUGCCGACUUUGUUACCCACUUCGAGGAAAACACAGACGAGUUUAGGACGCGUCUGCAGCUCAUCAAUCAACUGAUAGAGGAUCGAAAGAAUUUGCUAAACAGGUUAAGUGAGGAUGGAUCACAGGAGGAGGCAGUGGAUAUACGUGCUCUGCGACGCAGCCUAUCCAAGCGAAGACGGAGCAGCAUGCAGGAGCAGCAUCGAAUGAUGCGGGAGGCGACACCGCCGCAGCCAAGAAGUCCGAGCAGCAGCAGCACCGCCGGCAGUCCGGCAAAGAGACUGCGACGGGACGAGCCCAAGUCAUCGCCAACGCCAUCUGACGCCAGCAUAAACUCGAAGGAGAACGAGGCAUUGGAGAAGCAGGAGCAUGCAGACGCCCUGUCCGCCAGGCGACUCAGCAAGAAGCUCUGCCAGCAGCAGCGGUACACCAACGAUGAUCUCUACAAGCCCCGUCCAAUCCUGUCGCAGCGCUCUCGUCGCCGGGGCCUGGACUCCAUCCUCUAGCCAACGGACAACCUGUUAUCGGAAACAAUAAAAGGCAAUUGUUGUUAAUGCAUUUGACAUAAAA